AUGGUUGCUGUCAUUGCUGGCCCUGAUGCCGAGGGCGUGGAGUCUGUUGCUUUCGAGGCACCUUUAUCUCAGGCGUUCGGAUAUGGUAUCAUUGUCGGGCUGGGGUUCGCUUUCGCCCUGGUCAUGAUCUUUAUUACCUGGGCUCUCAAGAGGUAUCAGCAUGAAGUCAUUACCUCUGAGAUGUUCUCCACGGCUGGACGUAGUGUCAAGUCUGGUCUUGUUGCCUCUGCUGUUGUGAGUAGUUGGACUUGGGCUGCUACUCUUCUCCAGUCGUCUGCUGUGGCCUAUCAGUAUGGCACUUCGGGUCCUUUCUUCUAUGCAUCUGGUGCCACUGUUCAGAUUAUCUUAUUUGCAACCCUAGCUAUCGAGCUUAAGAGACGCGCUCCUAAUGCGCAUACCUUCCUCGAGGCGAUUCGUGCCCGCUAUGGCACACCGGUGCACAUUGUCUUCAUUGUCUUCUGCCUGAUGACCAACAUCCUCGUCACUGCCAUGCUGCUCACUGGUGGCUCUGCGGUAUUGACCUCCAUGACUGGCGUUUCGACAACUGCUGCUUGUUUCCUUCUGCCAAUCGGUGUGGUGCUCUAUACCCUGUUCGGUGGUAUCAAGGCUACCUUUAUCACCGACUACAUGCACACGGUUGUCAUUAUCGUCAUCAUUUUCAUCUUCUCCUUCUCCGCAUACGCCACCAGUGACAAGCUUGGCUCUCCAGGAAAGGUGUACGAUCUCUUGGUCCAGGCUGCGCAACUUCACCCAGUCGAGGGAAACGCCGAGGGAAGCUACCUCACUAUGAGGUCCAAGGACGGAGGUAUAUUUUGGGUCAUCAACUUGGUCGGAAAUUUCGGUACUGUCUUCCUAGACAACGGAUACUACAACAAGGCCAUUGCUGCUCACCCAGUCCACGCUUUCCCUGGUUAUGUCAUUGGCGGUCUUUGCUGGUUUGCUAUUCCCUGGCUCUGCGCUACGACUAUGGGCCUUUCCGCCCUCGCCCUCGAGGGAGGUCGCCGCAUUGCCUCUGUUGAUGUGACUGCUGGUCUUGUGCUCCCCUUCGCCGCCGUCGAACUCCUCGGCUACAGCGGCGCCGUCUGCACGACUCUCAUGAUAUUCAUGGCCGUCACAUCUGCCUUCUCCGCGCAGCUCAUCGCCGUCUCCUCCAUCUUCACUUACGACAUCUACCAAGCCUACAUCAACCCCGAAGCCAAGGGCAAGCGCCUUGUCUGGAUCUCCCACUUGUCCUGCAUCGUCUUCGCCCUCGUCAUGGCCGGCUUCUCGACCGGUCUCUACUACGCCGGAAUCGGCAUGGGCUACCUCUACCUCCUCAUGGGCGUCAUCAUCUCCUCCGCCGUCUUCCCCGGCGCCAUGACCCUCGUCUGGAAGGGCCAGAACUGGAUCGCGGCCGCCGCCUCCCCAGUCCUCGGCCUCGCCAUGUCCCUGAUCGCCUGGCUCGUCACCACAAAGACCGAAUACGGCGAGUUCACUGUCGAGACUACGGGCGCCAACUACCCCAUGCUUGCAGGCAACGUCGCCGCGCUGCUAUCGCCUAUAGUCUUCUCCCCAGUCCUCACCUACGUCUUUGGACCCCAAAACUACGACUACGAGUCCAUGCGAGCGAUCCGCAAAGUCGACGACUCGGACGUCGCCGCAGCCGCCCACAUCGACCUCGAACUCGUCCCCGGCGAAAACACCAGCGCCUCCGAAGAGGAGGAGGAAAUCCGCAAGCUCAACAAGGCCGCCUUCCUUUCGCGCACCCUCACCAUCGGCAUGGUCAUCUGCUUCUUACUCCUUUGGCCGAUUCCCAUGUACGGUAGCUCAUAUGUCUUCUCGAAGCAGUUCUUCACGGGCUGGGUUGUUGUGGGGAUCAUCUGGUUGUUUGGCACGGCGUUUGGAGUCGUCCUCUUCCCGCUUUGGGAGGGGCGAAGUAGCAUGGUUCGGGUUGCGAGGCUUAUGUACUAUGAUGCCAUGGGGAGGAAGAGGGCUGCGCUUGAUGGAAGGAGGGAGGUUGAGGAGGAGACUUCCGGGGUUGCGACGCCCACGGAGAAGAAUGUUGCAAAGUCGGAUUCGACUGCUUAA
Molecule: messenger RNA, 2067 nt
Organism: Aspergillus calidoustus
Lineage: Eukaryota; Fungi; Ascomycota; Eurotiomycetes; Eurotiales; Aspergillaceae
Source: the annotation of a GenBank genome assembly